Messenger RNA from Tarenaya hassleriana, 2504 nucleotides. RefSeq lists its product as uncharacterized. Bases 191 to 1687 code for a protein of 498 amino acids. NCBI's taxonomy places the organism in Eukaryota, Viridiplantae, Streptophyta, Magnoliopsida, Brassicales, Cleomaceae. The transcript is spliced from 8 exons. The record is from RefSeq and is a predicted model, not a curated record. Gene Ontology annotation, molecular function: phosphoprotein phosphatase activity.
GUCGUAAGGCUUCUCCCUCUCUGUCUUGACCGUUCGCGGAAGUUAUGUGAGAGAAACCCAGAGAGAAGGAAGGAAAAAAAAAAAAGGCAACUUCCUGCUCCUCAGCUUUUGCUGUUGGCUCGAUCUCAGAAGGUUCUGUUGCACCCAAUGUGCACGAUCCGAGGUUGCUAUUAUCCUAGGUACUGUGCAAAUGCCAUUUUUAGAAAUGAAGAGCAAAAUAAGCAAGGAUUCUUCAAGAGAAAAAAGGGUUCUUGGUGUUUGUAAGAAACCUAAUACAAUUUCAAAAUGUUCGUCAUGCUCCGAGUGCAAAAUUGUGGUGCAACUAGAUGAUUCGACCACAGCUACUCAUACUUGCCACUGUGGUGAACAGGAGCAUUUUGGUCUGGAUACUUCUGCUCGGGUUCUCGAAACCAAUGAACCGGUAGAUAUGCUUGUUGAAGACACUUUUCACUCUCAGGCAUUUGCAUCUCCCUAUGAUGGUUCCAGAUCUGCUGAAAAGAUGGAAAUUGCUUGCAAUUAUGCUUCAAACUCGGAGAUAAUAUUUUCUCAUGUUCUAGAUGAUGAACUGGAUUCUCAAACUGAUCCGGGAAAUAUUGUGCAUUGGGAGAUGGCGAGGUGGGAUGCUGAUGAAAGUGGCAGGAAGAUUUCCUUUGACAAUCAAGCUUGCAAUGUUUCAGAUCUCUUUAUUUCUGAUGUGCUUAUUGCGAGUUUACCAUUCAAUGAGAAUGGAGCUGGUGAUGUUUUCACCGAAAUAAGUCCCUUGCCUCGUUACAUAUUUCCAGAGCCAAAUGUUUUGCUUGAUGUAGCUGAGCAGUGCAUGCUAUUACCUUACCUAGAAGAUGGAUCAGCCAGGACAGAUGGGGUCAAGUCAGAUGAAGACAGCAGGAUUAAUGUUGACAACCAUGACUUAUUUCUGGGGAACAUUUGGACAAGUUCAUACAACAUGGGAUCGGAGGUUCAUGCUGAUGCCGAGCAAGCUGAAGAUUUUGAUCCGCAACUUUUCAUAAAAAAUCAACCGGAAUUAUCCGAUGUUGUAUUGAAUUAUUGGCCUGAUCUGCAGCCAAGGGAUAUCCAAAGAAGGAAGGCUGUGACCCUUGUUCUUGAUUUGGAUGAAACCCUGGUCCAUUCGUCUCUGGAACCAUGCAAUGAUGCAGACUUUACAUUCAGAGUCUUUUUCAAUAUGCAAGAGAACACAGUAUAUGUAAAACGGAGGCCUCACCUUUACAGGUUCUUGGAGAGGGUGGUAGAAUUGUUUCAUGUUGUUAUCUUCACGGCUAGCCACAGCAUCUAUGCCUCACAGCUUCUAGAUAUAUUGGACCCCGAUGGAAAGUUCAUAUCCCAACGCUUUUAUCGUGACUCAUGCAUUCUUUCAGAUGGAAUUUACACCAAGGAUUUAACUGUUUUGGGUCUUGAUCUUGCAAAAGUUGCUAUAGUUGACAACUGUCCGCAGGUAUACAGAUUGCAAAUAAACAAUGGGAUCCCUAUCAAAAGUUGGUAUAAUGAUCCAACAGAUGAUGGCCUAAUUUCUUUACUUCCCUUCUUAGAGACUCUGGCUGAUGCCAAUGAUGUCCGGCCUAUCAUUGCCAGGAGAUUCGGUUCAGAGCUGCGUUUGCUUCUGUGUUUGGACUUCUCUUAUGAUGUCAGUUGCUUUACACACCUGAUACUCGUUGUUGAUUGGCUGGCGUGAAAUUUAUAGUUAAAAGACUUAUUGAUCCAAACUGUUCAUUAGAUCCUUGAGCUAUCUGUUAUAUAACUGAGGAGAAAUUGCUAGUAAGACCCUGUCUUGAAAGUUUGAUGUUAAAAAUGAAAGAAAAAGAACUGUAGGUAGAGUUUGUUUGCCAUUGAAGAAUACUGAAUACGUUUUCUUUUCCUUCUGUACCACUUUCAUCUUUUAUCUGCUUUUGGAGAGCAUUAGCUUCUAUGUUUCAUAUCUUAAUGGUUUUGAGCACAGUUGUCCCGUUUGUGUCUGGGCUUUGCGUACAUCUGAGGCGGGGAAUAUGGGUCUUGGUUUGAGGUAUAAAGUAUGGUCUAACAUCAUAAUUCAUGUUGAAGUUUUUCAUGAUUUUGCAUGCCUUAUGUGCAGAUCAUCCAACAAACAAUACUUAAAUUAUACGCUUAAAGGGAUGAGAGUGUGAGUAGGUAUGUAAAACCAUUUUGAUUCUAUGUACUUGCGUCCUUCAUACUAUUUAUACAUACCUCUCGAUGCAUAGCUAUAUCCGUACAAGUUCAGUUAUGCCUAACAGUCUUCUUUUGCUUUUGGGGGGUUCUGGUUCAUCUUCUCCAAUAUCUUGUUGUCUCCAUACCGAGAAAUAUAAUUCUUUAAGUUGAGAGUAACAAUCCGAAUGACAUCAAUCACGUUGUCCAAACCCUGUUGUUGUCUGUCUCUUUUCUUCCCAUUUGUUUCUUGUAAGGAAUGAUAACAGGGUUAUAUCACAUACAUACAUAUACACAGAUGUGAUGUUUAUGUUCUCUCCUUCAUAAAUGGCUUUCAUUGUUGCUUUGCU